AUGCCUCGGAAUCAAAUAACGGAAAUUACAAAACCACUAUUCUAUGGUAAUAAGAGGGACCAACACCCGAAAGAAUUCCUGCUCAGGUUAGAGGAAUAUUUUUCAAUUAAACAAAUACGGAAAGAAGAAAUGGUUAUUGUCGCCGGAGAUUGUCUUAAGGCAACAGCAUAUAAUUGGUUUACUACUAUUCGAUUUCAAAUAAAUAGUUAUGAUAGUUUCAAACACGCAUUCAUUGACGAAUAUUGGUCACGGGACAUCCAAAUGCAGACCUGGAAUCAAUGCUUAAGUACAAGACAAAUACAAGCGGACACCAAUUAUAGGGAACAUUUUUCAAAUUGGGCAACGAAGCUGAGACACUUGGAAGUACCAAGAUUGUCAGAAGAAGAAGUAGUAAGAAACAUCGCAAGUCAAUACCCGGGAUAUUUAAGAGCAAUACUUAUUUCUCUACCGGAAUGUACUAUACUGAAUGCCAUGAAGAUACUAGGUGCAGAAGAACACCGAAGAGAGACCAAUUAUAGUGACAAUAGACCGAACCAAUACAGAGAGAAUAACUAUAAUCAGCCCCGGACGCAACAAAGGGAUAAUGGUUGGAACAAUCGACCACCACCUAGGAGGGACAAUUAUCAAGAUCAACAGCCACCCAGAAAUAACGAUUAUAACAACCGAACGGGAAGAGAACAACCCCGGAACCAAGAACGUAACUGGAGAGAACAACAACAACAAAUCAAUCAAGUCAACAUAGAAGAGACUGUAAACAGUACUCCGAAGAGGAGGAAAGAGAGAAGCGACAAUACACGCAAUAAAAAACGUACCAUGUCUAAUUUAUCAGUAAGCCCCUACAUCCAAUGUAAUAUAGAAGGAGAAUCAGUUCCAAUAUUAAUCGACACAGGUGCGACCGUGAGUGUAUUAACAAAAGAGAUAGUAGAUAAAAUAUUAAAAUGGAAUCCAAAAACACCUGUACUACCAGUAAAUAGUGUCCAGAUUAGCAAUGCAGUGGGAAAGAAAAUAUGCAAAGCUUCAAAACAAAUUUUCUGUGCUUGUCAGAUCGGUACUGCAAAUAUAUUUGUGAACUUUAUACAGAUCGAAAACCUCAAUGAACAAGGCAUCAUUGGAGCGGACGUAUUGAACCAAUAUAACGCACAAAUAAAUUUUAGUGACAAGACUAUCCAAUGGGACAUAGACCAAAAGAAGCACAUUACAAAGUUUGCUGAUAAGGAUCCCAAAGUGGUGACCACAGAAGGACAAAUCAAAAGUGUCGAAGUAAUGGAAAAACCACUGAAUCACGUACUUUUAGAAGAAGAAGAGAAAGAACGCUUCACAAACCUAAUAGAAAAGUAUGAACAUAUAUUUUCAAACGAUCCAGGAAAAGUUCACCAAUAUGAAUGUCAGAUCCGAGUUUCCCCUGGAGAACCAGUAUGCCAACGACCAUAUCCGGUUCCUAUAUCCAAAUUAAAGAAGAUGGACCAAGAAAUACAACGGAUGUUAAAUCUAGAUAUAAUAGAACAAUCUUCGUCACCUUUUUCUUCUCCAAUCGUGGGCGUGGAAAAGAAAAAAACGGAGACAUAA
Messenger RNA from Aphis gossypii (cotton aphid), 1566 nucleotides. RefSeq lists its product as uncharacterized. Gene Ontology annotation, molecular function: aspartic-type endopeptidase activity. The transcript has a single exon. Lineage: Eukaryota; Metazoa; Arthropoda; Insecta; Hemiptera; Aphididae. The coding region runs from base 1 to 1566 and encodes 521 amino acids. Gene Ontology annotation, biological process: proteolysis. The record is from RefSeq and is a predicted model, not a curated record.